CUCGUGGACAGUUCGUGCACCGCCUUAAUCCAGAGCCAGCAGCCAGUCACGAUGAACGGAGAAUACGACGGUCUUGUGGGUGGUGUCUGGCUUUGGAGUUCCACGGUGGCGGCGUGUAUCGGGUACCUGCUUCGACAUCAAGACAGCUUCCGGGACGAUCAGCGUUCCAAAGCGCAAGCAGGAGAUGCUUACCGACCAGCCAUGGUGCUACCUUGCAACUUAGAUGUGUUUACACUCCGACGUGGCGACGCUAUUAAGAAUUAGCGCCACACGUUUGGCAGAAGAUUG
Messenger RNA from Guyanagaster necrorhizus, 288 nucleotides. RefSeq lists its product as uncharacterized. Lineage: Eukaryota; Fungi; Basidiomycota; Agaricomycetes; Agaricales; Physalacriaceae. The transcript is spliced from 2 exons. The record is from RefSeq and is a predicted model, not a curated record. The coding region runs from base 52 to 264 and encodes 70 amino acids.